Hansenula anomala is the source of this 648-nucleotide messenger RNA. RefSeq names its product SNAP receptor SEC22 (gene SEC22). The record is from RefSeq and is a predicted model, not a curated record. The transcript is spliced from 2 exons. Gene Ontology annotation, molecular function: SNAP receptor activity. Gene Ontology annotation, biological process: retrograde vesicle-mediated transport, Golgi to endoplasmic reticulum; endoplasmic reticulum to Golgi vesicle-mediated transport; vesicle fusion with Golgi apparatus. Gene Ontology annotation, cellular component: Golgi membrane; endoplasmic reticulum-Golgi intermediate compartment; endoplasmic reticulum membrane. The coding region runs from base 1 to 648 and encodes 215 amino acids. Lineage: Eukaryota; Fungi; Ascomycota; Saccharomycetes; Phaffomycetales; Wickerhamomycetaceae.
AUGAUCAAAUCUACACUUAUAUUUAGAAAUGACGGUUUACCCUUGUCAGGAUCUGUUGAUGAUGACACUGAUCCAAGCUUGACUGAACAAAAGAAGAAAGUCAAACUAAUCAUUUCAAGGAUAACACCAAAUUCGGAAACUCGUGCUUCAAUUGAAAGUGAUAAUUAUCAAAUCCAUUAUCUAAUGUUAGACUCAAUCAUAUAUUUCGCAAUUUGUGAAAAAUCAUAUCCAAGAAAACUUGCAUUUUCAUAUUUAGCUGAAAUUUCAAAUGAAUUUUCACAAUCCCAUGGUGCUGAUAGUUUAAGGUCAGAUACAAGACCGUAUGCAUUCGUUUCAUUUGAUAAUUAUAUGAAGAAAACCAAGAAAAUCUAUCAAGAUCAAAGAGCUCAAUCCAAUCUAGAUAAAUUAAACAGUGAUUUAGCUGAUGUUAAAGCUGUCAUGAGUAAAAAUAUAGAAGAUUUAUUAUACCGUGGUGAUAGUUUAGAUAAAAUGUCUGAUAUUUCUUCAUCUAUAAGACUUGAGUCUAAGAAAUAUAGAAAAGCUGCACACAAGAUCAAUUUUGAUCUUUUAAUACAACAAUAUGCACCAAUUGUUGGGGUUGGGUUAUUCAUUGUCUUUUUAGUCUAUUGGAUCUUUUUAAGAGGUUGA